Molecule: messenger RNA, 1546 nt
Organism: Jatropha curcas
Lineage: Eukaryota; Viridiplantae; Streptophyta; Magnoliopsida; Malpighiales; Euphorbiaceae
Product: BSD domain-containing protein
Source: RefSeq, a predicted model, not a curated record
AAAGUGAGAACCAAACCAAAAAGCCAAAAACAGUUUCAGCUUCAAAUGCCCAGUCCCUCUCCAAUGUUCUCUGUUCCAAAUCCUUCCAUUCCUCUAAAAUCCCCAUUUCAGUAGCACCAAAAAAACCACUAAAGUACACAAAACAUCACAAUAAUGUCUUGGCUUUUCAAGUCUUUCCAAUCCGACGAUCAAGAUUCCUCCUCAUCUUCACCAGAAAGUCCAACCAAUCGUGGCGAUGGUGUUAAAGAGGAUUUAUCAGUUAUCGGCGAGUCUAUCGGCCGCCAAUUGCGUGGCGUCGCCAAUUUUCUCGCUCCGCCGCCAUCUCCGCCGUCCAAUACUGAAGAUAAGUCUUCAUCACUUCCGUCUGAUUAUUUUUCUUCUUCAUCAACGUCACAGUCACAAGCUCUCCUUGGGAUCCGUAACGAUCUAGCAGAAAUUGGAGGUAGCUUGAAGAGUAGUCUGUCUCUACUGUCGAGUAACAAAGCUGUUAGUGAGAUCUCUAAGUUUACGUCCACUUUUUUGCCAUUCCAAAGUAACGAUAAUGAAGGAGAAGACGAGGAAGAAUACGAUGAUGAAGAAGAUGAUUAUGUGCCAGGGAUUACAGAGGAGGUUGUUGAUUUCGUUAAGGAAAUUUCUAUGAGGCCUGAGUGCUGGACUGAUUUUCCAUUGUUACUAGAAACCGAUUUCAAAAUGUCUGAUGCUCAGAGAGAACAUGCUUCAAUUGUAGAACAUUUGGUUCCUAGUUUGACAGCUCUUAGAGAUAACCUUCAUAGCCAUAUGGACGAUGGACGAUUUUGGAUGAUUUAUUUUAUAUUGUUGCUUCCAAGACUGAAUGAAAAUGACUCUGAGAUUCUAUCAACCCCCCAGAUAAUUGAAACAAGAAGUAUUCUGCUGCAAAAGCUGCAAAACAAGAGAAAUGCAAAGGCAGAGGGUUCAGAGAAUUCUGUUACCCUUGAAUCAUCUCAAUGGGGCAGCAAAGUCACUGAAAGAAGAGAAGAGAAUAUCCCAUCUAGGGAAAACGAGGUCACUGACAUUGUAAAUGCAACUGAAGGGUUAGAAAUUGAUGAUGAAGAGAAUGCUGACCAGUGGUUAAAAGAGACGGAGAUUGAUACUGAAACAACAGUGUAUGGUCAGAAAAAGCUUGAACAUGAUGAGGACGUGUCAUUUAGCGAUCUGGAGGAUGAUAACGGUCUUUCAACUAGACUAUCCGGUUCGAAGCAAGCACAGGGUAUUAUUAGGACUCCUUCACCCACACCUAGUGGAUCUAGUGAUUGGGUCCAGUUGAAUGAGAGUUCUUCUGAGACUGGGGUUGGUCUGCAAAAGACAAGCCAGUCGAGUUCUCGGGAGAAAGAUUCAGAUGGUGAGUCUAAUGAUUGGCUUAAGGUUGAUGACUUUGACUAGAAAAUGCAAUGACCAUUUAUUAACCAUUUGUUGUAUAGUUUCUUCUUUUCUUUUUUUUUUCUGUGAUGGUUUCUGUACGCAUGGCAUUCAACCUGUUACAUAAUCAUAUGUUUAAACUAAUAAGACAAAAAGGGGUUUCAUAGUA